AUGUCUCUAUCUGGCUCUACCUCUGAAGAUUACGGCAAGACAGGAGAUGGUCUGCUUCGACACGACAACCCUUCUGGACCCGAACCGACCAGAGAGAACCCAGCUGGUGUCUUCCCUCAAACCACCGGACCCCCAGCCAGACCUGGCUCCAUGCCCGGCUCCGGAUCCCCCGAUCGGGGAGGAGAUGUGAGAGGUGUUUUCGGCAAUCCACAAGUUUUCAAUGACGUCUUCAAAAAGCUAUCAUCCGCAUUCACAGACGCUAUGAACGCUAUCAAAGAUGAAUCUGGUUCUGGAGGGGUGGGUACGGUAGGACAAGCGCUAGCCGCGAGACUGGAGGUUAUGCAAGGAGAGAUUGACGGGUGGAUGAUGGGUAAAGGGCUGGAAGGAGUCGGUGGGGAAAGAGGUAGGGAUGUGAAGAGACCUGAGGGGACAGGAGGGGGUUUGUACAAGGAGUAA
Tremella mesenterica DSM 1558 is the source of this 456-nucleotide messenger RNA. RefSeq lists its product as uncharacterized. Bases 1 to 456 code for a protein of 151 amino acids. The transcript has 5 exons. NCBI's taxonomy places the organism in Eukaryota, Fungi, Basidiomycota, Tremellomycetes, Tremellales, Tremellaceae. The record is from RefSeq and is a predicted model, not a curated record.